CCAUAAUCUUCAAUUUCUCCAAACCCCAUAGUUUUGCUCCCUCUCUUGCAGUUCAUAUGUUUUCUUAGUUUUUCCCGAUAUUAGUUCCGGGGACUGGAAAUCAUUGACACCCAAUUGAGUUUUUUUCAAAGAAAAUGCAUCGUACCGGCGAACCAACAGCUCAGCAGCCGUCUACGGCACAAACCCUUGACCAAAUCAACCAGCUUCUCUCUCAUUUACUACCAUUUUCUCUUUCUAUCAAGUCUUUUACUUCUCGCUGGCAGGUGCUCCGGUCGAAGCUUGCUACUGUUAAGUCGCUUUUGACGGAAAUAUCUGAUUCUCCUCACUGGUCGGAAAAUGAGCUACUUCCGACCUUGCUGCCUAAUCUUCUUUCCACUUUGCUUCGUGUUCAGACUCUAUGUGAGGAAUGUUCUGACCCGGAGAAGACUCCGGGUAAGCUACUGAUGCAGUCGGACCUUGAUAUGGCUUCUGGGUGGUUGUCUAAGCAGAUCCAUCAUCUCGACCUUCUUUGCCGUUCCGGUGUGCUACGUCAGUCUACUGCUAUUGUUCUCUCUCACCCUUCGUCUAACUCUACCAAAGACGAUUUAGUUCUUUAUAUUAGAGAUGUGUUUACUAGAAUUCAGAUCGGCGGAGUUGAGUUCAAGAGAAAGGCUUUGGAAUCGUUGAUUCAGCUGCUCUCUGAGGAUGAAAAAUCAGCUGGUCUUGUUGCAAAAGAAGGACAAGUUGGGUACUUGAUUAAUUUACUUGACCUUAAUACGGAUCCUUCUAUACGUGAACAGGCAGUUCUUGCUGUAUCAAUGCUUGUUUCCAUGAGCGAACAGGCAAGGAAAUGCGUGUUUGAAGAGGGUGCUUUGGGUCCUUUACUGAGAAUCAUUGAGUCUGGUUCGGUUACGAUGAAGGAAAGAGCUGUCUUGGCAGUGGAAUGCAUCACAAAUGACCCUGAUAAUGCUUGGGCAAUCUCAGCUUAUGGUGGUGUCCCUGUACUUCUGGACUUAUGUAAAUCUGGUUCGGUUGCUGCACAACUUCAUGGUGUUGGGGCUAUCAAGAAUGUUUCCACAAAUGAAGAUGUUCGAAUUGCGUUAGCGGAAGAAGGUGCAAUUCCUGUUCUUUUACAGUUAAUGGUUUCAGGCAAACCAUCAGCACAAGAAAAGGCAGCAAAUUGCAUUGCGAUUCUUGCUUCAUCUGGUGAGUACUAUCGGGAUUUGUUAAUUCAAGAAAAGGGGUUGCAGAGAUUGGUUCAUUUGCUUUAUGAAUCAUCAAGUUCUGAUACAUUAGAAUAUGUUUUACGGGCAAUUCAUUCGUUAUCUUCUUCUGAUUGUGCGUCAAGGAUUCUUUCAUCAUAUCCCACGUUUACUAUUCAGUUGGCCGAGCUUAUAAAGCAUGGUAGCUUAAUGUUACAAUACAUUUCCGCUUCAUUGCUUGCAAAUGUAACAACCAGCGAAGAAAAGAAGAGGGCUAUUGCUGGGUGCAUGGGGUCUUUGGUGAAGCUGAUGGAAUCAGCUAAACCAGAUGGGCUGCAAGAGGUGGCAGCUAAUGCGUUAGUUUCGCUGUUGGCUGUGAAGUCGAAUAGGAAGGAAUUGGUUAAGGAUGAGAAGAGUGUGAUGAAGUUGGUCCAAAUGUUGGAUGCCAAGAACGAUGCGAUUUCGAAGAAGUUCCCAGUGGCAGUGGUGGCGGCAAUCAUGGCAGGAGGGAGCCAGGGUUGUCGGAAGCGACUAGUGGAGGCCGGAGCAUACGGCCAUUUGCAGAAGCUGGUGGAGGCGGAGGUUGCUGGGGCAAAAAAGGCCUUGCAAAGACUCUCAGGCAAUAGGCUAAAGAGCAUUUUCACAAGGACAUGGAGUAAUUAGCAAAGCAACUAACCCCGCCAACAAAAGGUGGUUGUUUGGAUUUUUCCCAACUGUCAAAUGUGGAAAACCAACUCAUUUCCUUCAAAGAAACCAACAAACAAUCACACACUCGGUAUACCCCAACUUUAACCUUAUACUAUAUUGUUUUCAAUUAUUAGAAAAAGAAAAGAAGAAAAAAGAAAGUUGAAUUUAUUCUAAACUAUAUAACACAUGGCAUGGAUGCGGUUUUUAGGGAGUAUCCUUGUUUGUUUAUUUUUUCUCCAUUUUUUUUUAAUGUUUUUGUUUCACCAUGUGAAGCUUUGUAAGUGAGUGAUAAUAGAUAGUGCUUGCACCCCCACCCCCCUUUUUUCCCCAUCCUAGGCAUCGGUUGAUAUUGUAUAUUCAAAGGUUUGUUUUUCUUGUAAUGGCCAAGCCUUAAUUACAAAGUGUGCAACUUGUCUCUUAAAUUUAUCUUCUCUUUAUUGGU
Molecule: messenger RNA, 2310 nt
Organism: Solanum verrucosum
Lineage: Eukaryota; Viridiplantae; Streptophyta; Magnoliopsida; Solanales; Solanaceae
Product: protein CELLULOSE SYNTHASE INTERACTIVE 1
Exons: 2
Coding region: 135-1844 (569 amino acids)
Biological process (GO): proton transmembrane transport
Cellular component (GO): vacuolar proton-transporting V-type ATPase, V1 domain
Molecular function (GO): proton-transporting ATPase activity, rotational mechanism; protein binding
Source: RefSeq, a predicted model, not a curated record